Messenger RNA from Zootermopsis nevadensis, 2204 nucleotides. RefSeq names its product glucose dehydrogenase [FAD, quinone]. Lineage: Eukaryota; Metazoa; Arthropoda; Insecta; Blattodea; Termopsidae. The record is from RefSeq and is a predicted model, not a curated record. Gene Ontology annotation, molecular function: flavin adenine dinucleotide binding; oxidoreductase activity, acting on CH-OH group of donors.
CAAAGCAGAACGGCUCAAUUUUGUGUGGUCCACGAAGGUCGACCUUUCAGAGAGAAGUGAUUAUGCAGAACUGAAAUCACAGGAGUAGCUGGCUCGCUGUCGACCCUGUUCUUAAUUCAUUCAAACAUUGUACGACUCCGAACCGCACUGUUUUCCUGACGUCGAAGGUUUUACACCACCGACUUCCAGAGUCACCUGAAAGACACUAGCUACCAGCCACCGAAUAUAACACGGGGAACUAAAAUGAAUUCCACGUCUACCUGCGUUGCCGCGGUCUCCUAUCUGCCCACUAUAAUGACCUACAUUACUUCAGUCAUCAACCAGGAGCCUGACACUAAGCAGCCUGCUCAACUCCAAGAUGGCGAGCACUUCGACUUCAUUGUAGUCGGUGCCGGAUCUGCAGGCUGCGUCGUGGCCAACAGGUUGUCAGAGGUAGCGGAUUGGUCAGUUCUGCUCUUAGAAGCAGGCGGAGAGGAGCCAGGUCGGAUGGACUGGGCUUACAAGACACAGAAACAGACAACGUCAUGUGGAGGAAAUGAGUGUUAUUGGCCGCGAGGGAAAGUUCUCGGAGGCUCCAGCUCAAUAAACGCCAUGAUAUACAACAGAGGCAACAGCCACGACUACAACCACUGGGCCGAAAAAGGCAACGUCGGUUGGAGUUACGAAGAAGUUCUUCCUUACUUUAAGAAGUCCGAAAACAACAUUGACCCCGAUAUCGCUAAUAACACCAAGUACCACAGUGUGGGUGGUUAUCUUAGUGUUGGAAGAUUUCCGUACGAAGAAAGGAACGCAAAGACAAUAUACGAAGCAUUCAAGGAAAUCGGCUAUGAUGGUAUCGAUUUUAAUACAGAAACCCAUUCAGGUGUAAUGUCUGUUCAGGCAACGCAAGAAAACGGAGAACGUCGGAGUACGAACAGAGCUUUCCUAGAGCCAAUCCGGAACACGAGAAGGAAUUUAAAAGUCGUUACUGGCGUCAGAGUCACCAAAGUACUCAUUCAUGCAGAGAACAAAACGGCCUAUGGAGUUCAGUAUGCUUUUGAAGGAAACAGAAACGCAACGGGGAAAGUUUUCGCCAAAAAGGAAGUAAUCAUCAGUGCUGGUACAAUCAAUUCCCCACAGUUACUCAUGCUCUCAGGAAUUGGACCCAAAGAAAGUCUUGCUCCUUUAGGAAUUCCCAUCAUAAAAGAUUUGAAAGUCGGUCAAAAUUUACAGGAUCACUUUACUGCUCCAGGUGUUUUCUUCAGCCUGAACGAGGAUGCACGUGUGAUGCCGAGCAAUGAGGAUAUCCUGAUUGAUUCUCUAAGGUACUCAUUCUCACGAAGAGACAGUCCAUGGGCUUCAAUAGCUGCAUGCAAAACUGUCGCGAAGAUCAAUUCGAGAUACGCAAACAAAUUAAUCGACAACCCGGAUAUUCAGUUUAUCUUCACAACAAAAUCAUCACAUGACGAAAUGAUUAUGCCAUUUUGUUAUUACGAUCAGAUAAUCGUCAAUCCACUUAUCCUCCGGCCGAAGAGCCGCGGAUAUCUAACCAUAAACACAACAGACCCUUUCUCACAGCCUCUAAUAUAUCCUAACUACUUUAAAGAACCGGAAGACAUCGAUGUUAUUCUGGAAAGUUACAAAGUCGCCGUGGAACUCGGUAAGACAAAGGCACUCACAGACGCCGGUUUCAAGGUAAACGCGUCGUUUCUGCCGAGAAGAGAGGACUUUUUGUCUGGGACAAGCCCACUUUGGGGACCUGAGGCUGUGUAUACAUUGCAUCACCAAUCUGGGACGUGUAAAAUGGGUCCCAAGAAGGACGCAGCAGCUAUUGUAGAUCCUCAGCUCAAGGUGCAUGGUGUCGAAGGUCUGCGAGUUGCCGAUGCAUCCAUAAUGCCAUACAUCACGAGCGGGAACACUAAUGCUCCUUGUAUUAUGAUAGGGGAGAAAGUUUCAGAUAUAAUAAAACAAGCAUGGGGACAGUGAAUAUGUUACUUGCUUUUUCAAUAUGUAUACCAGCAAUGUAUUUGGGUGUAGCAUCUAUGUCUUCUGGUACUUCUAAUAAAUGUCAUUUCUAAAUAAAUCAAUAUGUAUAUACGCAUAUACCCCGCACUUAGCUGGUUUAGGAAUAAAGAUAUUCUUUUACGAAUAAAACAGAAAAUUAAACAUUUAAAUAUUGUUAUUACUGCACAGGCAAGCAGGAGGGAGGAUUCUUCUUGUCGCUU